AUGCAUGCCGAUCAUCUUGCUUCCAUCCAGCUUUUAUCUUCAGAGGCAUUGUCCGAAAUUUUCUUGAAAGGACUCCUUGCAAUCGACUACGAACUCUUUGCAGAUUCGCUACUCCGCAUAAUUACUCCUAGAUCCACCAAUCUACGUGUGCUAGAGGUUUCCCAAAUGUGUCGUCUCAAUAUGGAUAUCAUUCAGGGUUUCAAGAAACUUCGGCGGGUAAAAUUGGAGAUGGAAAACGUAAGGGUAGCCCCCCGAAUGCGGACCGAUUUCGUUAGGGAGCUUGCAUGUUUAGAGGAACUAGAGGAGCUGGAGUUAUACUUCAUCUUACCCAAAUCUCCAGUCCCACCAAUCCAGGAACGAGUGCAAUUUCGAUCACUGAAAACUCUACGUCUCUACACCACAGUAGUCGGACUGCACCACUUUCUCAAUUCACUUGAAGCAGAAAAGUUGGUUGACCUUGAUAUCUUCUUCACCAUAGCCGAGCUCGACUACUCAAAGUAUUAUCCCUCAGACAUUGUAAAAACGGCGGCCUUACUCCAACAAUCGUUAAGCGAUAUAAACAGCAUAUCGCAAGUCAUAAGGACCAUCAAGAUGACAUGCCUGGAUAUUGCAGUCAUGGUAUCCCACACUACGUUGUAUCACAUUUUACGUUGCAAGCAUCUGAAACUUCUAUCACUCCCUCUCGACGUUGACGGCCGGAUGCUCUCGUCGUUAUUUUCAAGAGGAGAAGUUUGGCCAGCUGUAGAACAGCUCAGGUUCUUUCCGUCGCUUCCAUUGGCACCCAACGCGUCCGUGUUAUUGGCAUCAGAGCUGCACCCAUUCACCGUCCUUUUUCCAAAUCUGAAAGAACUUUGGGUACCAGUGUCGUUCAACUUCCUGGCGUCGAACGCCAUCGAACCUGUGGAAGGGACGCCAUCAUACCACCAGCUUCGUAAACUACAUUUUCAAUGGAUCUCCACCGAAUCCGACGAUCAGGACAGGCGCAGCGAGUUCGGCCCGUCAAAAGCUUUAGACACAGAGGAAGGUGCAGAGGAAAUUGAAUUUUUAGCAAGGCGUAUCGCACAAAGCUUUCCCCAUGUGGAAAAGGUAUCAGCAAUCGGGCUGUCGCCCAUGACAGAUGUUAUCCUUUGUGGUCAACUUCAAUCAAUGGCCCACUAG
Molecule: messenger RNA, 1158 nt
Organism: Psilocybe cubensis
Lineage: Eukaryota; Fungi; Basidiomycota; Agaricomycetes; Agaricales; Agrocybaceae
Exons: 2
Coding region: 1-1158 (385 amino acids)
Source: RefSeq, a predicted model, not a curated record